Trypanosoma grayi is the source of this 300-nucleotide messenger RNA. RefSeq lists its product as hypothetical. The transcript has a single exon. The record is from RefSeq and is a predicted model, not a curated record. NCBI's taxonomy places the organism in Eukaryota, Euglenozoa, Kinetoplastea, Trypanosomatida, Trypanosomatidae. The annotation marks the transcript as partial.
AUGCGACAAUGGGUAUCAAAGGCGACGCCAUGGGGGUGUCAUAUGCAUGUAAGAGCUAUCUGCGGCACACAUUGUAUGUUCCAGCGCGGCCAGUGGGGCAAUGACAGUCAGAGGGGGGACUGCCAGGGUCAGCGCAGCUAUGCCAAUCAAAGUAAUCAAGGUGACUGGGGUGGCCAACGUGGUGUUGGUGGCAGACGCGACUACGGCAAUCAAGGCAAUCAAGGUGACUGGGGUGGCCAACGUGGUGGUGGCGGCAGACGUGACUACGGUGAUCAAGGCAAUCAGGGCGACUGGGGUGGC